AUGCUGUGGACUGUAUUCGUGCUGCCUGUGCUGAUUUCGAUGGUACAUGGAGAAGAGAAAAAUGCAACCAAUGCAACCAAUACGACUGACGAUGACGAUGACGAUGUCGAUGCGCUAUUUCAAUUGUUGGAUUACAGAGAGAAAGAAAGAUAUAACAGAACCGAGUUGACUGACAGCGACAUAGACGCACUGGUCAAGACCAAAAUCACAAUCGACUCUGGAGAUCUUUACGGCAACGUGUUCGAAUUUGUCGGUGGGGAGAUUUACCAGGCAUGGACUGACAUCCCCUAUGCAUAUCCGCCCGUUGGGGAUCGAAGAUUCAAGUAUGCUGAUCCUGACAUAAAAUGGAGUACCCCCAGAAAUGUGUCUGCAAAGCUGCCUGAACAGUGUCUCCAAUACAAUUUCAUUCCAAACAUACCCAACCGAUAUGUGGGCAGCGAGGAAGCAUGUCUUAUGCUCACUGUAUACAGGUACCUGGGAUCGUACUUCGAGCACAAAUGGUUGACGGAGAAGGACCCGGGUGCUGCUAAGCUGUUUCAUGUCGUGGUUCUGCUGCACCCCGGCACCUUUAUGUACGACUUCCCCUUUGAUGGCCGAAGGUUUGCUGCCAACCUGUGCUGCGAGAAUAUCAUCGUUGUCGUCGUCAACUACAGGCUGGGACAUCUAGGCUUCCUGGCAAUGGGCAACAACCCCAAAGCACCGCCGGCCAACCUUGGUCUGUUUGACCAGGUGACCGCCAUGAAGUGGGUGCAACGCAACAUCCCCCACUUCCUCGGCGACCCCAACAAGAUCACCCUGGUGGGCGUGGCUGCGGGUGCGGCUGCUGUACAACUGCACUUGUUGUCCCGCAAAUCAUUUCACUUUCAUCAGGCGAUGUCGUUCGGGGGCUCCGCCCUGGUGCCGUGGGCCCUGGGGUCCAAUGUGGCCGCCAAAAGCUACCACUAUGUGUUCAAUAACCUCAAAUGCCGCCGAAUCCUCAUGUCUGAGAUCCGCGACUGUCUGGCGAACCUCACUUUCUUCGAUGACAUCAAGAAUGUCCUCCACCCCUACAAUCAGCACGCCAUAUCUUAUGCCUACCAAAACAUGCCGAUGAGUCCAUUCGGGCCGGUCGUGGAUGAGAACUUUCUAGAAGAGGACCCACUGAUUAUGCUGAGGGCUGGAGCCGUGAGAACAAUUCCCUAUGUGCUCAGCUUCACAGACGCCGCCGGCCUCCUUCCCGCUGCACAACUGUGGGACAAACCGAUAUUGGAGGACAGGGUGAACACAUAUUGGAACCUGGAGAUGGGCGCCUAUGCACUCGACUACAACCAUACAAUGUACGACAAGCUGAAACCCAAGUUUUCUGAGCGCACAAGGGAGUUCUACUACCCCAUAUUGCCAGGCCAUCAAAAAUCAUUGUUCGACGAUUUCAACGCUUUUGUCAAGAUGCUAACCGACCGUCUUUACACGACUGGCAUAGUAGAGGCAGCCAGGCUGCAGGGCUUUGCCAACACCAGUCAGCCCACCUGGGUCUACAGGUUCUCCUAUCAGGGAGAGUUCAGUUUCUCUGAUGUGCUUUUUGGAAGUCGUCAGCUGUGGGGACCACCAGUGGGAGAUGACUUUAUGACGUAUAUCGCCAACCAAUACCCUCUACGCCACCGGAAGGACAUAAAUAUGGGUAUUUUGAUGAAACAUCUUUUCAUUUCAUUUAUUUUCGAAGGCGUGCCGUCUGUACCGAGAGAAUUGUUCGACAAGCUUCACUUGAAGAGAAAGAACGACCAAAUCGCCCUGAAGGACACACGGACCUACUUUCACACCAAUCAGGGCUAUAUACGGGCCAAUCGGAAAGCGUCUUACAUCACCACCUACAACCACAUACUCAGGAAGAACUACUCGUCAAGGACAGUACACUCAAACAAUGUGGGUAGAGGCAAGUACUGGCGGCGUGCGCCCAUUCUACAUCCCGGUGUAUUCACAGAGGACCGAAGCUAUUACAAGGAGUACUUCCAGCAAUACGCCUGGGAUAAAUUCCCUGACAUCGACUCUGUGCUGAAACUCAUCGACGGAAAGAUUAACAUUAGCGACUCCAAGUUUGAUUAUAAUCCGUUGGAAGAUGAUGACUAUAUCGCCUUCUAGAUCGCCUUCUAAGCCUGGUUUUCAUUAGUAGAGUAAGGCUCAACUCACACUUACGCUACUCAGGUGGAGAAGAGACUCGACUCUAGUCGAGAGCAUGUGUUUCCAAAUGGUGACACUCAGACUCAGCGACUGUCACCACUUGAAAACACAAUGCUCUCUCGACUAGAGCAGGACUUCCUAUAAACCGGGCCUGCGCCUAUGAAAAAAAUGGCUGCCGAAAGUGGUGGCUGGCAAUGAUAUUUUAAAUGGGAACUGGACGAACUGAGAUUUCAACAAACUGAGACGCUCUCUAACAGCUGAUUAGUGAUUUUCUCUCAAUAGGAAUUCUUAUAAGACCACCACAUAUGGCGGCCAUUUUUUUUCUAGUCCCAGGUCCGGUAGUAUAUAGGAGGUCCCGACUAGAGUCGAGUCUCUUCUCGACCUGAGUCGUGUAAGUGUGAGUUGAGACUUAGUGGUAGAGUUCCCUAGACAAGUAUCAACUAUCUUGUGAACUAUGCCAGUAAAAAGGUUAAUGAUUGAGUAGAGUCAUGGUAGAGUUUUAAGUAGUGUAGAGUGGGAUUGCACCAUGGGUAGUACUCUACCACUUGCCUUCCCCCACCACCGCUUCUCACUCUACUCUACCACUACUACGCUCAUGAGAACAGUCAUGAGCUAGUAGAGUAGAGAAGUUCCAAAAGCUAUCAAGUUCAAUAAGUAUUGUUAUUUAUUAAAAAGUAUUAAUUUAUUAAAGUGCUAUUUAUCAAAAAGUAUUAAUUCAUUCAAGUGCUAUUUUAUGAAAAAGUAUUGACAUUUUAGUUCUGUUCACUAGACAACACACUUAACCUGCUAUUCUCAAUUGUAGUGAAAACAGUUACUCGACCAAGUAAGUAGAGUAGAGUUAGCUCGGUAGAUUAAGUAUGCCAGUUACUCGACCACUACUAUGCUAAUGAAAACAGUCUCGAGCUAGUAGAGUAGAGAAGUGCCAUAGGCUAUCAAGUCUAAGAAGUAUUGUUAUUUAUUGAAAAGUAUUGAUUUUAUUCAUUAAAAUUUAUUAAAAACUGUUAAUAAGUGUUCAGGUGUUAAUUUAAUAAAAAGUAUUCACAUU
Messenger RNA from Nilaparvata lugens (brown planthopper), 3199 nucleotides. RefSeq names its product venom carboxylesterase-6. The record is from RefSeq and is a predicted model, not a curated record. Lineage: Eukaryota; Metazoa; Arthropoda; Insecta; Hemiptera; Delphacidae.